ACUCUCUCUCUACAUUAUAUAUAGACAUUUACAUGAACACAUUUAUCAGACAACUUUUUGUUUACUCCUCGUCCUUUUCUUCUUCAUACCCUGUGGAUCGAAAUCCAAGAUGGGUGGUUUGUUGUUGAAAGCCAUUUUUCUCUCAUUAUUUGUGUUAUCACACAAAGCAAACGCUGAUAUAAACAAAAAUGGAAGCACUUGUUCUGGUGCUAGAAAGCUGGCAGGUAGAUGUAAUAUAUUCAGAGGGAGAUGGGUAUAUGAUAAUUCAUAUCCUCUGUAUGACUCCUCAAGAUGUCCCUUCAUAGAUCCAGAGUUCGAUUGUCAGAGGCACGGCAGACCUGAUCAAUUGUAUCUCAAAUACAGGUGGCAGCCCUUCUCAUGUAACCUUCCAAGGUUUAAUGGGUUAUAUUUCUUGGAGAAAUGGAGGGGAAAAAAGAUCAUGUUUGUGGGUGACUCACUGAGUUUGAACAUGUGGGAGUCUUUAAGCUGUAUGAUCCACUCAUGGGUGCCAAACGCUAAGACCACACUUGUUAGGAGAGGUAUAAUUGCUACACUUACAUUUCAGGAUUAUGGAGUUCAGUUGUUGCUGUAUCGUACACCGUACCUGGUAGAUAUGGUGAAUGGAAAGGCGGGUACGGUUUUGAAGCUUGACUCGAUCCAAAAUGGGAACGCAUGGAGGGGGAUGGACAUGCUGAUAUUCAACACGUGGCACUGGUGGACCCACACCGGAAGCAGCCAACCAUGGGAUUACAUUCAGGAGGGGAACAAAUGGUACAAAGAUAUGAACCGUAUGAUUGCUUAUUACAAAGGACUCACCACAUGGGGAAGAUGGGUCAAUCUCAACGUUGACCCUUCCAAAACCAAAGUCUUCUUUCAAGGGAUUUCCCCCACCCAUUACUUAGGAAGGGAAUGGGGUCAACCAACAAAGUCAUGCACUGGUGAGACACAACCAUUCAUGGUGGCAAAGUACCCUGCAGGCAUACCUGAGGCUGCAGUUAUCGUGAACAAAGUGUUGAGCCGGGUGAAGAAGCCGGUCUACUUGCUCGAUGUCACCACUCUCUCUCAAUACCGAAAGGAUGCACACCCCACCUGGUACGGUGGAGGUGGCCGCACCACCACCGACUGCAGCCAUUGGUGUCUUCCAGGCUUGCCCGAUACUUGGAACCAGCUCCUCUAUGCAGCUCUCUUUAGUUGACCCCAUUAGACGUCUACUUUAGUUUCAAUUUCAUUUUUAAUUCAAAAACCAACCAUUAAUUGUUUCCUAUUUUCCCAUGUAAAUUGGGCAAUAAAAAAAAAAAGGUGAUGCAUGAUGGAUGAUGCAUCAAUUGUAAAGUAGGUUAUAUCGAGAUUGUUUUUGGCACAAAGUUUAUUGCCUACAUUUUAAUCUUAAGCAAAUGCCAUGAGAAUUGGAUGUACCACUAUAUAUAUGUGUAUGUAUAUAUAAUAUGAGUUCAAACAUCA
Messenger RNA from Cornus florida, 1461 nucleotides. Its product is annotated as protein trichome birefringence-like 39. Gene Ontology annotation, molecular function: O-acetyltransferase activity. The record is from RefSeq and is a predicted model, not a curated record. The transcript is spliced from 5 exons. Gene Ontology annotation, cellular component: Golgi apparatus. Bases 110 to 1195 code for a protein of 361 amino acids. NCBI's taxonomy places the organism in Eukaryota, Viridiplantae, Streptophyta, Magnoliopsida, Cornales, Cornaceae.